Molecule: messenger RNA, 2603 nt
Organism: Carassius auratus (goldfish)
Lineage: Eukaryota; Metazoa; Chordata; Actinopteri; Cypriniformes; Cyprinidae
Product: ras-related protein Rap-1b
Exons: 8
Coding region: 170-724 (184 amino acids)
Biological process (GO): Rap protein signal transduction
Cellular component (GO): membrane
Molecular function (GO): GTPase activity; GTP binding
Source: RefSeq, a predicted model, not a curated record
CGGCGCGGUGCUGAAACCGAGGCUGUAACGUCAUGCUCGACUCUAAACCUCACCCACCCUCCCAGAGGCGAGCAGCUCUUUCACACGCACAGGCACAGGCGCAGACGGACUCACUGACUGACUGGCUGGAGCUGGAGCGGAUUGCUGUAGUUAACAGACACACUGCACAAUGCGUGAAUACAAGUUAGUAGUCCUCGGAUCAGGAGGUGUCGGCAAGUCUGCGCUGACUGUUCAGUUUGUCCAAGGGAUCUUUGUGGAAAAGUAUGACCCCACAAUAGAAGACUCGUACAGAAAGCAAGUGGAGGUGGAUGGACAGCAGUGUAUGUUGGAAAUUCUGGAUACUGCCGGAACGGAACAAUUCACAGCCAUGAGGGACCUGUACAUGAAGAACGGCCAGGGCUUUGCACUAGUAUACUCCAUAACAGCGCAGUCCACCUUCAACGACCUGCAGGACUUGAGAGAACAGAUUCUGCGGGUCAAAGACACGGAUGAUGUGCCGAUGAUCCUGGUGGGUAAUAAGUGUGAUCUGGAAGACGAGAGGGUGGUCGGGAAGGAACAGGGCCAGAAUCUUGCCCGUCAGUGGAAUAGCUGUGCUUUCCUGGAGUCCUCUGCAAAGUCCAAGAUUAACGUCAAUGAGAUCUUCUAUGACCUGGUCCGGCAAAUCAACAGGAAAACUCCAGUACCUGGAAAGGCCCGCAAAAAGUCCACCUGCCAGCUGCUCUAAUACACAGCUGUUCUUUUGCUCUGAGCCAGGUCUGAUUUACUGCUGUGUCUUUCAGCAGUGCCAGCAUUCCGACGUUACUAAAACCUAACAUCGAAUGGACUUUCCUAUGUGGUGAUGCCCCUUUAACAAACCAACCAACCAACAACCAACCAAUGGAUUCAGACUACAGUACCAUGACAGUUUUUUGCACAUAGAUAACUAUCAUCACUUUCCAAUGUCGCGAGUAAGAGAUUUUUACAUAUAAAUAUAUAAAUAUAUAUUCUAACUGUAUGCAACUGAAUAAAACAAUUAAGUGAAUACAGAGCUAGACAAAAAUAAUUGUAAAAAAAAAUACAGAGCCUACACGCAGUGUUAUUGCUAACGGAGACAGCCACCGUUGUAAAUGUGAGGAGGGAAUGUCUAACCAGGCUGUGCACGUUGCCAUGGCAAUUACAAUGAUAUUUAUAAGCACCACUAUUUUAGCCGGAGAGGAAGUCCAAAGAGCUCCUAUAUAAACCAUUCUUACAGCUAACUUUCACUCUUUUUUUUUCUUUCUUUUUUUUUGUUGAUUAAUAUUUUGUAACUUUGUUUCUGCUUUUAUUCUAAAUAUGAUUUCUUCAUUCUCUGCCUUUUUUCUCUUUUAUAAAAUUACUAGAUUUUUGCUCUAUGGAGAUGUUAUAUUCACAACAGCUAUUGAUGAGUUUUACAGUAGGAAAACCUGUGGAUACAGUGAUGUACAUGUAAAAAGUGCAAAAAUAUAAUUUUUUUUUUCUCACCAUCAUUGUCCUUAGCCUCAGAUGUUGCCUUCAAAAUGCGUGUCAAGACCUUUUUGUGUUUCUUUUUUUUUUUUUCUUUUUUUUUCCCAAGGAUUCAUUUCCAUAAUCUUAGGUCCUCAUACACCAUGCCGGGUUUCUUUAGUUUACAAAGAACUUUGUACAGCAGGCUUUUUUUUUUUUUCAAAAAGGGGUAUUAGUAAAGGGGUUUGACUGUUUCGUUUUAGUAUCCGCCUGAAGCUCAUCUUUUGGAUGGUCUCAUAAUAAAUAGUCAAAUCCGUCUUGAUAAAGCUGAUCCUGAUAAAAUUUAGGACAUAAACACAAUAUUUUAAAGAAUUGGGGGUUUUAAUACACAGGAAAAACAAAAUGUACAAAAAACCAAACUUAAACAUUGCCCUUCUCCCCUUGCUUGAGAUGCAUCUGGUGUAAGGAUAUGAAAACCAAAUAUUGGAUCCAUUCAGUAAAGAGUGAGGAAAAGACAUCUGUUAGUGACUGUUUCGACUUUGUAAUAUUUUGCCCUGUUUUCUGUCUUCGUUACUGUUGGAUUAACUGAAUGUGGGGGUGUGGGGUCUUUGGUGUUAAGCGAGAAAAAAUGGGAAGAAUUGAUUUAAAAAAAAUUCAUUUUACAUCAGGUGUAAUCAUAAAGAGUGUUCGUAAGAGACGAAUGCACAGAUGUAGCAUUCGAUACUGGUCUUUGCAAACACCGAAAUGUCUCUUUACAGGAUGCAGCAUGCGGUAUGUACACGUAAUGAAUUGUUUCUGAAUGCUUUGAGGAUUUGCACUGUGUAAAGAGAAGAACACGACUCCUAGGGAGCGUCCGAGCAGCAGCGGACGCAGGGUUAACAUUACGAGUCGUGUGUUGUACUGCAAGCAAAUGCCUUGAUGCUUUUUAGGAAUUGAGGGGUGGAAAAAAAAAAGCCUGAAGAAAAUAAAAACUUCACGUGAGGACCAGGACUGAGACAGAGGCGCAGUGUUUAAAAUGCAACGUCGUCUGCUUCUGAUGGGGCGAGGGUGGGUGGGUGGCCAAGUGUCAACUUAAAAGCCUUAAUUAAAAGUGGUGCAAUUUUGUAUAACCGAGCAUCUGUAGUUUAAUAAAUUGGAUUGCCAUGCAAGGGCUCCCAAGAAGC